This is a messenger RNA of Chenopodium quinoa (quinoa), 2422 nucleotides long. Its product is annotated as casein kinase I-like. Gene Ontology annotation, cellular component: nucleus; cytoplasm. The transcript has 13 exons. The record is from RefSeq and is a predicted model, not a curated record. NCBI's taxonomy places the organism in Eukaryota, Viridiplantae, Streptophyta, Magnoliopsida, Caryophyllales, Amaranthaceae. The coding region runs from base 854 to 2110 and encodes 418 amino acids. Gene Ontology annotation, biological process: peptidyl-serine phosphorylation; signal transduction; endocytosis. Gene Ontology annotation, molecular function: ATP binding; protein serine/threonine kinase activity.
UCACCCCUUGACUAAUUAAAUAAAGAUAGAUUUUAAAUAUUAAUCAUACAAAAUUAAUACAAAAAGAGUGUAAAAAAAAAAUUCAUUUUAUUUACUUUGUAUAUUCAACCUUAAUCCUUAUCUCUCAUAUGUAAUGCCUCGUAAUGAAUUGGUAAUUAGCUAACACGUGUUCUACUUUCUUUAUCAAUUACACCAGUACAUGCCUUCACCGACCAAAAAAAUGCUUAAUUAGCAAAUAAAACAUCACCAAAAUUUUCACAAUUCUUAAUAUAAAACAAUAAAAAAAUUCAAUGCCUAAAAGGGUGGUGGUGACGAAGAGAGAAAUGAUAAGUUAGAACACAAAACAAAAGGAAAAAAAAAACACAAUCAACAAAAUCAAAAUUCAAAUCCAAAUAAUAAUUAUGAAUAAUUAAUUUGCAAAAAGAAAAAAAAAAUCACAUAUCUCUUUCCCAUUUCUCUCUUUUGUCGUGGUUUCUUUUUUGUUUAUCUUCCUCCCUCUCACCAAACUCAUUUUCAAAAGAUAGAAUUAUUGAGUUUUUAUUCCAAUUCAGUUUUGGAUUUUUGGGUUUCCUUAAAUUGAUAGUUUUUUUUUUUGGGUAAUAUGAAUUUUACAAAGCUAAGGGUGCUUGGAUAUUUUCUUUAUUUCCAUAAGAAUUUCUGUUGUGAUUUGAGUGAAAAUUUUAUUAGUCAUGUGAGUUUUUGAUUAUCAAAUUGCAUAAUUUUUUUUGAAAGGUAGUUGGGUUGGCCAUAAUUUGAUAGAAAUUUGAGGAAAACAAGGUUUGAUUUUGAGGUUUUGUGGUUGUUUGAUUAAGCUCAAGUAUAUUUCUUGGGUUACUUAGUUGUCCAUUAUACGAUGGAUCUUAUGGUUGGUGGAAAGUUUAAAUUGGGGCGUAAGAUUGGGAGUGGUUCUUUUGGUGAGCUACAUUUGGGGACCAAUAUAACGAAUGGAGAGGAAGUUGCUGUCAAGUUGGAAUCUAUAAAAACAAAGCAUCCACAACUUCAAUAUGAGUCAAAAUUGUACAUGCUUCUUCAAGGAGGGACUGGUGUUCCUCAUUUAAAGUGGUAUGGGGUUGAGGGUGACUACAAUGUCAUGGUGAUUGACCUUCUUGGGCCUAGCCUUGAAGAUCUCUUUAAUUACUGCACUCGGAAGUUCUCUUUGAAAACAGUUUUGAUGCUUGCAGAUCAACUAAUUAGCAGAGUCGAAUUUAUGCAUUCUAGAGGCUUUCUUCACCGUGAUAUAAAACCUGACAACUUUUUAAUGGGCUUGGGACGCAAAGCAAACCAGGUGUACAUCAUUGACUAUGGCCUUGCUAAGAAGUACAAAGAUCUCCAAACUCAUAAGCACAUACCUUACCGGGAAAACAAAAAUCUCACAGGCACUGCUCGAUAUGCCAGUGUGAACACUCACCUUGGCGUAGAACAAAGUCGAAGGGAUGAUCUGGAGUCCCUUGGUUAUGUACUUAUGUAUUUUUUGAGAGGAAGCCUUCCUUGGCAAGGACUAAAAGCAGGGACUAAGAAGCAAAAGUAUGAUAGAAUUAGUGAGAAGAAGAUGUUGACUCCUAUAGAGGUUAAUUUUGUUUACCUUGAAAUAAACUUGAAUACAUAUAUGAGCUCAUAUCCAUUGUACGUACCUGCUGGAAAGACGGGUGGGCAUAGUGGAGUUGGGCCAUCUACUGAGAGAGCCAAUAAACAUUCAGGGAAAGAGGUUCGUGAAAAGUACACUAAGGAUGUUGAACCUUUCUCAAGGAGAAAUUCAUCAGGUGGGUAUGGCGAGUCAUCAAAACAAAAAUCGUCAGAGGUGGUGACAUCCUCAAAAGAUAUGGCUAAUUCUGUUAGAGGCAACAAUACAUCGACUCGGCAUAGCAACACAUCAAGGAGGGUUGUUGCUUCUACCAACAAGGCUUGCUCUUCUAAUGGAACUAGCGAGCGGUCAAGUCGCUUAGUCUCAAGAAGUGGGCGCCUAUCCACCAGUCAAAGAUUGAAAUUUGGGUCUGAACCUAGUAGAUUAGGAACCCCUUCUCGUCCCCAAAAUUCAAAUAAAGGAGGUCUUGAUGAUGCUGUUAAAAGCUUUGAUUUCCUCUCAAUCGGCAGGGAAAAGAUCCGAAAAUGACUACUUCUCAUUUUACGACAGGCUGAAAGCUAACUCUAAAGAUUUUGGUUUCCAAACUAAAUUCUUGGAUUAAAAUCUCAUUAUUUUCUGUGGAAUUUGAAUUUGAUAUAUUGAUGUGAGUCUAAGUUUUCAACAAGGAUUCAAUGAGUUAUUGAUUACUUCAAAAGUUGGAGGGGCAAUAUAACGUGGGCUCCAUGUUGUGCCAUGUAGUAAUUUGUGCUCUGCUAAGCUUUGGUUGCAGCUUUGACUUCAUUUUCCCCAUUUUCCUUACGAAGGUUGUUGUACUUCUCUGUAUCCUAUUAUGUAAUUGUA